GACGGCUCCGGCAGCGGCUCCCGCGGCGGCGGCGGCGGCCGGGGACUGGAAGAAGGAGACCCUGGCUUCGCAGGGGGCCAGGCUGGGGCAGACGCGAGGGGCCUGGGGGGGCGCUGGCUUUGGCCCCGCCUGGGGCAGGAUGGUGAAUCUGGAGUCCCUGCACACAGAUAUCAAGAUGAGUGGGGAUGUAGCCGAUUCCACAGAUGCUCGCAGCUCUCUCAGCCAGGUGGAGCCAGGAAAUGAUCGAAAUGGCCUAGAUUUCAACAGGCAGAUUAAAACUGAAGAUCUCAGUGACUCUCUGCAGCAGACCCUCUCCCAUCGGCCAUGCCACCUGAGUCAAGGACCUGCCAUGAUGUCUGGAAACCAAAUGUCUGGGGACAUGGCUUCCCUCCAUCCGCUCCAGCAGCUUGUGCUGGUUCCCAGCCACUUACAGUCUGUAUCCCAGUUCCUGAUAUCUCAGACCCAGCCUGGGCAGCAAGGUCUGCAGCCAAAUCUCCUCCCCUUUCCACAGCAACAAAGCAGUCUCCUCCUCCCACAGACUGGGCCGGGCCUGGCAUCCCAGGCAGCUGGGCGCCCUGGGCUGCCAGGAUCCUCUUUAGAACCCCACCUGGAAGCGUCCCAGCAUCUCCCAGUGCCCAAGCAUCUACCCAGCUCUGGAGGACCCGAUGAGCCCAGUGACCUCGAGGAGCUGGAGAAGUUUGCCAAGACCUUCAAGCAAAGGCGCAUUAAGCUGGGCUUCACACAGGGAGAUGUGGGGCUGGCGAUGGGAAAGCUGUAUGGCAACGACUUCAGCCAGACCACCAUCUCGCGAUUCGAGGCCCUCAACCUGAGCUUCAAGAAUAUGUGCAAGCUCAAGCCCCUGCUGGAGAAGUGGCUGAAUGACGCAGAGUCCUCUCCGUCAGACCCCUCAGUGAGCACGCCCAGCUCCUACCCCAGUCUCAGUGAAGUAUUUGGUAGGAAGAGAAAGAAACGGACCAGCAUCGAGACCAACAUCCGCCUGACUCUGGAGAAGAGGUUUCAAGAUAACCCAAAACCCAGCUCGGAGGAGAUCUCCAUGAUUGCAGAGCAGUUGUCCAUGGAGAAGGAGGUGGUGAGGGUCUGGUUCUGCAACCGACGCCAAAAGGAGAAGCGAAUCAACUGCCCUGUGGCCACACCCAUCAAACCCCCUGUCUACAAUUCCCGGCUGGUAUCUCCCUCGGGGUCUCUGGGUCCCCUCUCUGUCCCUCCUGUCCACAGUACCAUGCCUGGAACAGUAACGUCAUCCUGUUCCCCUGGGAACAACAGCAGGCCUUCAUCUCCUGGCUCACGACUCCACGCCAGCAGCCCCACUGCAUCUCAAAAUCACUCCAAAGCAGCAGUGAACUCCGCCUCCAGUUUUAACUCUUCAGGAUCUUGGUACCGAUGGAAUCAUCCCACCUACCUCCACUGAGACCAAAAAGUUUCUCCUGCUCCACCUGGCCCUGUAUUCCCCCUGGAAGGAAGGGAGUCAUGCCUUCUAUGUACGGACAGAUUGGUUUCAGAAGAAUGGAAGAAAAUCCCCACUAGCAAUGAACCCAGACUCUUGUCUUCUUCAGGAGCAAGGUCCUCCAGAGAGCCAAACUGUGACUGAACCAAGUGCAGACUCCUAAUGCUCUUGAAAUAUACAGCCCCUCCUAGGAGCUUACCAUUUUCACCUUCCUUGCCUAUGCCCUUGCCUUCUAGUUCCAAAUAUUUUAGCCAGCUCACUGUGGCAAUAGUCUCUCAGAGAAAAGACUUGCUGUUAUUCUCCAACUCAUCUGUGAGCUUCUGGGGACAGCCAGUUGGCUGGGAUGCCAAACACCAGAGGGGGAGUUAAUAGUUUUGACUCUGAACUUGGCCACAAUCCCUGAACUGAUCCCAAAAUCUGUGAAAAGAUUUGAAUCUGAGAUCUCCACCAAA
Sapajus apella (tufted capuchin) is the source of this 1917-nucleotide messenger RNA. It is a transcript of the gene POU2F3, whose product is annotated as POU class 2 homeobox 3. Gene Ontology annotation, molecular function: DNA-binding transcription factor activity, RNA polymerase II-specific; RNA polymerase II cis-regulatory region sequence-specific DNA binding. NCBI's taxonomy places the organism in Eukaryota, Metazoa, Chordata, Mammalia, Primates, Cebidae. The record is from RefSeq and is a predicted model, not a curated record. The coding region runs from base 140 to 1429 and encodes 429 amino acids. Gene Ontology annotation, cellular component: nucleus. Gene Ontology annotation, biological process: regulation of transcription by RNA polymerase II. The transcript is spliced from 13 exons.